GGUAACAAGUCGGAAUGCGGACGGGGCUGUACUGUAGAGAGCGAAGAGCAGCCAGACCGGCCGGUUGCAUGGAUCCCCUUCAGAAGCACCGCACGGAAUGAAAGCCCACAAACAUCCUGCGGGUUUCCUGACGUGACUGACCCGUACGGACAUCACAGGGACCACACGGACAGUUCUCGGACCACAUCCAACACUCCACCGGAGAGAAUAGCGUUUCGGAGAGCACCACCUGUCUUUAACACAACGACGCCUGGUGACGAGCGUUGGACAUGACAGGAGUCUGUGGGUGCUGUGGGGCUUUAAGACCCCGAUACAAAAGACUCGUGGACAACAUCUUUCCUGAGGACCCAGAGGACGGCCUGGUGAAGGCCAACAUGGAGAAGCUAACCUUUUACGCCCUGUCCGCCCCGGAGAAGCUGGACCGAAUCGGGGCCUACCUGUCAGAGAGGCUGUCCCGGGACGUGGCUCGCCACAGAUAUGGGUACGUGUGCAUCGCCAUGGAGGCCCUGGACCAGCUGCUGAUGGCCUGCCACUGUCAGAGCAUUAACCUGUUUGUGGAGAGCUUCCUGAAGAUGGUGCGCAAGCUUCUGGAGGCCGACAAGCCUGACCUGCAAAUCCUGGGAACCAACUCGUUUGUGAAGUUUGCCAACAUUGAGGAGGACACACCCUCCUACCAUCGCAGCUAUGACUUCUUCGUGUCGCGCUUCAGCGAGAUGUGUCACUCAAGCUAUGAAGACCCGGACGUCCGCACUAAGAUCCGCAUGGCGGGAAUCAAGGGCCUGCAGGGCGUGGUGCGCAAGACGGUGAACGACGAGCUGCAGGCCAACAUCUGGGACCCGCAGCACAUGGACAAGAUCGUCCCGUCCCUGCUCUUCAACCUGCAGCAGGGCGAAGGCACAGAGAGCCGCUCGCCCUCCCCGCUGCAGGCCUCGGAGAAGGAGAAGGAGAGCCCGGCGGAGCUGACAGAGCGCUGCUUCAGGGAGCUGCUGGGCCGCGCCGCUUACGGCAACAUCAAAAACGCAGUGAACCCCGUCCUCAUGCACCUUGACAACCACUCGCUGUGGGAGGGCAAAACCUUUGCCGUCCGCUGCUUCAAGAUCAUCAUGUAUUCUAUCCAGUCCCAGCACUCCCACCUGGUGAUCCAGCAGCUCCUGGGACACCUGGAUGCCAACAGCAAGAACUCGGCCACGGUGCGAGCUGGGAUAGUGGAGGUGCUGCUGGAGGCGGCCGCCAUAGCAGCCAGUGGCUCUGUCGGCCCCACAGUGCUGGAGGUGUUUAACACCCUGCUGCGGCAGCUGCGUCUCAGUGUGGACUACGAGCUGACGGGCUCAUACGACUCCUGCGGGAACAUCGGCUCCAAGAUCAUCAAGGAGCACGAGGAGCGGCAGCUCCAGGAGGCCGUCAUCAAAACCAUCGGCUCGUUUGCCAACACGCUGCCCACCUACCAGCGCUCCGAGGUCAUGCUCUUCAUCAUGGGCAAGAUCCCCGUGCCCGGGAUGCACCCUGGCCUGGCGUCGUCCAAAUCCGGGUUCGAGGGCAGUAGGAUGAUUCAAGUCAUGUUGCUGAAGUCACUGCUGCAGGUGACCACGGGCUUCCAGACCACCAACAUGCUGACGGCGCUGCCCAGCUCCUUCCUGGACCCGCUGCUGUCCUUCACUCUGAUGGAGGACGCGGAGAUCCGCCUCCUGGUUCUGGAGAUCCUGGUCAGCCUCAUCGACCGCCACGACAACCGUCCCAAGUUCUCCUCCAUCAGCAUCAUCUCUGACAUCUCCGUGCUGAAGCUGAAGGUGGACAAGUGCUCUCGGCAGGAUAAUCUCUUCAUGAAAAAGCAUUCCCAGCAGCUGUACCGGCACAUCUUCCUGGCCUGUAAGGAGGAGAACAGCGCUCAGCCGCACUUUGAGACACUCUACGCCCUGCUGGCCCUCAUCAGCAUGGAGUUAGCCAAUGAGGAGGUGGUGGUGGACCUCAUCCGCCUGGCUCUGGCCCUGCAGGACCUGGCUUUGACCAAUGAGGACACCCUCCCUGUGUACAACCGCUGUGCCGUCCACGCCCUGUCCGCUGCCUACCUGAACCUCAUCUGCCAGCUGACCACCGUGCCUAGCUUCUGCCAGCACGUCCACGAGGUGAUUGAGGUGCGACAGAAAGAGUUCCCUUUCCUGCUGCCGGAGGACGUCUUCAUCGAGAACCCCAGGAUCCCCAAAACCCUGGAGAAGCUGGAGGGAGAGGUGCUGUUCCUCCAGUCCAAAAUCACGGAGGUGCUGGGGGGUAGUGGCUACAACACGGACCGGCUGGCCACCCCGUACAUCCCGCAGCUCACAGAUGAAGAUCGCCUCUCGAAGAGGAAGAGCAUCGGUGAGACCAUCUCCCUGCAAGUGGAGGUGGAGUCCAGGAACAGCCCCGAGAAAGAGGAGAGAACUCCAGCAGAGGAGAUCACGUUUGAAACACUGAAAAAUGCCAUCGUGGACAGCAUUGGUAUGGAGGAGCAGGAGAGAGAGCGCAGGAGGCAGGUGGUCGAGAAGUUUCAGAAGGCCCCCUUCGAGGAAAUAGCUGCCCACUGCGGUGCCAGGGCCACGUUACUGCAGAGCAAACUCAACCAGAUCUUUGAAAUCACAAUCAGGCCUCCCCCUAGCCCCUCGGGCACCAUCACGGCGGGGUACGGCCAAACCCAGAGCCGCUCAGUACCUGUCUACGAGAUGAAGUUCCCCGACCUCUGUGUGUACUAGUGUCGGGGUGAGAAGGAGGACCAGCGCCCUCCCUGAACCCAGCCGGGCCGGCGCAGGAGGUGGAGAGGGGACGUAGAAGCUGAAAACAGAGCCUCCCUCUCCUUCUCCUGCUCCUUCUCUCACCUCCUUCGGGCCAGGCUAGCCUGAUGCUCGGUCUCCCACCUGCACUGUGAAAAAUCAGCGGCUCCACCCCUGACCCCACGAUCCUCUCCCUCACCGCCUCGCCCUAAAGGGUGAAGUCCCAUCACCGAAGCACCAUGCCCCCCCUGCAGAUCCCACUACUGCCACCAUUGCCACCAAAAAGCCGCGUGGGGAUGCGGCCCUGACAUCUGAAACACUGUGUCUGCCCCGAAACCGUUGAGAGACGGAAGAGAGGCAGAGAGAGAGGGGAAUCCGGGCUGCGUUACGGAAAAAGAUCGUAGCGCUCUCUGGACCGGCGCGUCCUGUUCUUGAACAGGAAUGGGGACAUGGGCUGGACCUCCCCUUCAUCUCCACUGUGUCAUUCAGCCAUGCCGCCAAAAUCAUAGUGCUCAAGCUCACUUACUGUUGUCACACUGAAUACUGUUCUGGAUGGUAAGGCAUUGGAACGGGGUAUAGGCCAUGAAGUAGGCCGUCGACAUGUUAAUGUUGCAGGGGUGGUGUCCUCACAGCCUCGAGUGGCCCUGUGGGAACAUUUCCCCUGCUGUCCAAAAGCUAAACAUUGUCAUGGUAUCCAGUCAUAACUAGCGAUGCCUUUUUGUAGAUAAAAUAAGAAAGAAAAAAAAAAAACGGCCAAACAAAAACAUCGAAGCAGUUAGUUUUGUGGUUAAGAUUAAGCCAUCGAGUACACUGGGCUUUUAGAAGCUGUAUGUUAAAAUAUGAUUAUUUUUAAUUGUGUAUUGAUGUGUGCUCUCGGUAGAAACCCUAUACAAGACUUUACAGUCCCUCUAAAAGAGGAGGCAACAGAGAAUUGCCCACAUAUGUUCAGAAAUGUAUAAUAAGUAAAAUUCAAUGGACGUCAAUAUAUUGUAAAUUUGCAUAUACAUUUUUCUCUUAUCAUUUAGCGAUUUACUUGAAAGAUAUGUCUAAGUUCAGCAGCCACUGCUGCUAAACUUGUAUCUUAGAUUUAGAGGAGAAGACAGCAAACAUGGCUCUACCUUUUUGAAUGUUAUGCAAGCUCCAAAUUCAUUAGCUUAGUUUUGAAGAUGUGUGGCAGAGAGCUAAUGCUUUAAAGCCGGUGAAGCACUUUCCUUGUUUUGACGAGAGAAGACCAUUUAGGCUCUAGUUUUGCUGUUUGAUAGCAGGAAGUGCAUUGGUGCUAGAUCAGAGGUAUUUUUUUAACUCAUUUGUUUUGCUUUUUAGUUUUAAGAAGAGUGCCAGAUAUUUAAGGUCACAAUUUUUUUUUUUUCUUUGAAAAAAUGAGAGUGCCUUACGGGGACUCGGCUUAAUUAAUCAAGGAUUGAAGAAAGGUCUUGGUACUUUUCAGAAAAAUACAAGACGCCAGAAGGGACUUUUUAAGAGUUUAAAGUGAUGAGCAUUUUAAGCCAUGCACGUCUGUUGAAACUCUGGUGUAACUGUGCUAUUGGACUGGAUCUUAAGAUUGUUUAACCAUACAAGAUUUCCUGUUUUAGUAUUUAAGAUAGUUAACACUACUCAUGUAGUCAUAAAUAGGCAUAGGUGCAUAUAUCUUUAAAUAUAUGUAAAUUAGAGAUUUUUUGUCUACUAACAAACAGAAGUCUGCAUUGCACUGAUUAACAAAAGUAGGAUCUGCUUUUUAAAUGUAAAACCGCAAAAGCCAACUGCGUGAAACCAGUCAGCAUGACUCCUAGGUAAGAAAAUGGAACGAAAAUGCACUGCCGAAGUAUGGGAGAGGAUAUGCAGCAUAUAUCCAUCACUUAUAUAUAGUUAUACAUAUAUACAGUUAUUGAAAGCCAGUAGGGUCAUAUAAAUGAUGUAAAGUAAUGAUCCGGUCUGCAAACCAAAGUCGGAUGGAGUCCAACCUUAGAUCCUGCAUUUGGUAGCCAUCAAAGGAGCAUUGCAUAGACCCGUUUGGCAAUGAGAUUACUGCCGUUCUUCUAGCUGUAGUCAUGAAGUGUUAUGUCCUCUGCUAGUGCCAUCACACCUCAUGCCUUUCUGUACAGCACAUCACAGACAACAUCUCUUUCCCUUUUCCGAGAGUAGACAUGAUAGCCCCCUGUACAGCACGGCCACCAGACAUAUCCCAACAUUAGCGCCAUCCCUUCCAGUGUCCCUGGGGAUGGGGACCGCUGAAGUUUACAGCAUUCUCUGACAAUAUAAAGAAGUACUACGGCAAUAAAACCCCCUGUUGUAGGAUGUCCGUCCUGUGUCCGGCUGUCCUUCCGUUCAUGCCUUCGGUCCCUGGACCGUGCAUUUACACCAGGUGUGACGCUCUAAAUGUUUUUCAUCCAUCGAAAUGGCUAACUGGGAAAAGGUCAGCUGCUAGUUGUUGCUGUGAUAACUCGGCAGCCUCUCAAUAAUUGAGUCGCUUAGCACUGAGUUAUGUUAGCUGUAGAGGUGCGUAUGUUUGUAUAGCCGUGCGCAUUUUCACAUGUACCCAUUUCAUCUGUUAUGUUGGUGUCCACUGGCUUGCGUUUUUGUAUGUAAAGGCAGUGGAACCAGCCCUUACCGCAAGACCAAACGGAACCCGGCAUGCAAACACGCCCAAGGCCUCUUUGCUCCUUGUCUGAAAGACAUACAAGAACCGUGCAGCAAUUCUAGACUUCAACCUAGUACAGAUAGUAAUGCUCUUAGUUUAGCAUAGCGCAGGAUACGAUUUCACACUUACUGUUAUUUCACAGUAAGAGCAGCCCCAUGAAUCUCACAUUGUCUUUAAUUAUGCUGCAGGACAGUUGUUUACAUUGCACUACAGUGAAGCUAAGAGUGGUGAGCCACAAGACAGCGCAGUUGCACUUUAAACACUCAAUUCUGGCAACUGGGACAUUGAAGAUGAAGAGCCAAGACAGCUUUUACAAUUAAUGCCUUACAAAUACAACCUUACUUGUAAGUGUACAUUAAAUCUCUUGAAUACAUGCAUGUGAAUGUUUCAUGUUAUUCUGAAUUUGGGUUUGUAAAUGGAAAUGAAAGAAUCUGAGACUAGUGGAAUGAGGCUCUCCUCUCUUGGCUAGGUCACUUUUAAAUGGUCAGUUUUGAUUGUACAUGUAUAUGAUUGUAUAUAUGUAUUCUGUUCAAUGCGGCUGCUAUACACAGCUGCAUUGAACAGAAAUAGUAACUAAACAUACACUCCAGAGUGUGCCAAUCUUAUCAAGACAACGCAGAUAUAUAUGCUGUUUUCUAAAGAAUAUUUUGAGAAUAAAUUUGCAUGCAGACCUACUAAUGUUUGCCAUUUAAAUGCCAAGAUGUUAUCAGAAAUCCUUUAGAAUGAACAGGAAGACAAUGUGAGAUUUAGAUGACUGACUGAGAGCUACUGAACGUCAUGUAAGUCUUUGGGGAAAUGAAACAUCCUGCAAAACAGGCGAUGUGAUCUGACACUCUCAUGAAAAAAGUAUUAAUUCACGUUAUUACAUUUAAUUCAAUUCAUUAAGUGCUGAAAGUUGAGUGACACAAAUACAGGGAAAUGUAGACAAAGACACAUCAAACUGUACAUUCCUAAGACAAUAAAUACAGUUUUUUUGAACAGCUGGCUCUUAUAUGUGCUGCAUCUUUUCCCCAGUUGUUAACCAUUUUAAGUACUGUGUGUUCCAUCUAUUUACAUAAUUACAUGUAAUUGACCUUGCUUGUUCAUUAUGACUGUUCGCUGUUCUAUCCUGUCAUCCGUUAUACAGUAUGUGCUUUUAGCUGCUAUGUUGUUUACAAUUAAAUGAACUAUUGUUGUGUCCCAAAAUGUGCUUUAUGUCUGUGUGUACCAUUUAAAACUUUGGGGAGAGUGUUAACUUUGUCAAGAAUUUCCAGUUGAAAUAUCGUCUCCUCUGCGGUCUCAGUGUCGUUUUGUUGUUUGUGUCUCACCCAGUGUGAACUUUUGUCUUUUGUCUUAAGCCUGAAUAUAUUAGACAGUAUAGGCCUCAAAAGCACAUAGUGUUGUAUCUCUCCAACACACAGCAUUGUGCUGUUCCUACAGUCCUGUUGCUUUGGCCCAAAACAUUCUGAGUUGCAGUUGCCUGCUGCAGGUCAUACUAAUAGCAGGACAGUUUGUACAACACCUGAAAGACACUUGACAGUUAAAUUUAAAAGAAAAAGACCUAAUCCAUUUGAAAGAAGGGGACAGAGGGAAUCUGAAAGCCAUUCCUAAGCAAGGAAUUAUGGGAUACAGAGCAGGUAUCUCUUCAGCGGCAGCUCAUUAUAGUGAAGGUUGCUGCUGGGAAGAGAUUGCUCAGCUGUAAUUAUCGUAACAGCAUCGUACAGUCAGAGUGUGCGUGUCUUCUGGCUCCUGGCAGAGAUACAUCCCAGAAUAAUGGUCUAAAGAUUCAAUGAGAUUGGCGACUUGAAAUGAUAUAUAUCUUACUGAGCAGCACCAUUAAGAUUAUUUGACUGAGAGACGCAGGACAUUUUUAAUCAUCUGUACUGCUGCAAUUGAGAGGCAAAGCCCAUUUUCUGUUGCUUGUUCAGCGCGUCAGUCACAGUCCAGUAGAAAAUAAACUAUCUGAGGCCCUGGGGAUCUUGUAAACUGUACUUCUGUAUGAUCUUUGCACUGUAGAAUAUAGUUGAAGAAAAAACAUAUUUCAGGUAGUACUAUAUAAAAAAAAAA
This is a messenger RNA of Megalops cyprinoides (Indo-Pacific tarpon), 7425 nucleotides long. RefSeq names its product EFR3 homolog Bb (S. cerevisiae) (gene efr3bb). Gene Ontology annotation, cellular component: plasma membrane. Bases 270 to 2723 code for a protein of 817 amino acids. The transcript is spliced from 24 exons. NCBI's taxonomy places the organism in Eukaryota, Metazoa, Chordata, Actinopteri, Elopiformes, Megalopidae. The record is from RefSeq and is a predicted model, not a curated record. Gene Ontology annotation, biological process: protein localization to plasma membrane.